Molecule: messenger RNA, 3744 nt
Organism: Oncorhynchus keta (chum salmon)
Lineage: Eukaryota; Metazoa; Chordata; Actinopteri; Salmoniformes; Salmonidae
Product: acid-sensing ion channel 1-like
Exons: 12
Coding region: 926-2491 (521 amino acids)
Biological process (GO): sodium ion transmembrane transport
Cellular component (GO): membrane
Source: RefSeq, a predicted model, not a curated record
UUGUCCUCUCGCUUGCACUCUGCUCUCACUGCGAGUGCUAGACAAAUAUGCAUGAAGAAAAAAACGCUCACGAGUCACGACCGACCAAUGCAACAGCGAAGCCCUCAGUCCCACAGAACAUCCCCUCGGACCUCUCCCUGCGGAUAUAACCGCGGUUCUGCCAAAAGACAGACACAAAGGAACGACGGAUAUGAAUUCGUUUUCAACAGGGAGCUGAAGCUGGACAGUCAACACGGAUGAGCCCUGUCUCACUCACUCCUCUUCAUACCUCCAUGACGUGCGUUUCUCCUUUUUUCCAGUCAACAUUUAAUCUGAGACCAACGCUCGAUGACCGAACGUGGUCCAUAUCUUUCACAGCUGUAACUGCUUUACACGUUUCGAGAUCGGCUACCUGGACUUGACAAGACCGCACAGAAGCAGUGUUUCCGAACACCGUCCAACGAUCAAGACUUUUCUUGCGGAAAAGAGAAGCAUUUUGGUGACUCAUAGGCUACUCUUGAAUUAUUAGCUUUAUGUUGACUCUUACUGAGAAUUCAUGCGCGUCUGACUUCAAUGUGGGAAUCCUGCGUUUUUUGCAUUCCGCCUUUUGGAUGGUGAUAACCACGCGACAGCAAAUCCCGCGCUGGUUUCCCGCACGUUCUGGCAGUUAGUCGUUAAAUAGCUAUUACUUGCCUAUUGCCAGGUGUAUCGGAGAUGCCACAGGUGCAUGGUAUGGAUUUUAUAUGAAGCAGAUGCUCAAAGAUCACAUAUUAUUCAGUGUACGAAAUUGAACGAGUACAUGAUUCUGUAGCGUGUGUUUUUUUAUCAGCUUGGAUAGAUAGUUGAAUACGGCUGUGAAGCGAAGUAAUUUACCCGCCUUCUGAACUGCAAACAACUUCAAUGUCCCUCCGCAUUCUGUAUAGCUAUUAACCCAGGCUGUAACACAAUGGACCUCAAAGUAGAAUCAGAAGAAAUGGACUGCAAAAAGCCACCCGCUAUUGAAGUUUUUGCGCACAACUCAACGCUGCACGGAAUUUCGCACAUCUUCACCUAUGAGCGAGUCUGCGUCAAGCGUUGUCUAUGGGUCGUGUUCUUCCUGGGCUCCUUGACUUUAUUAAUGUUUGUGUGCGUGGACCGUAUACACUUCUACCUGGAGUAUCCGCACGUCACCAAACUGGACGAGAUCUCGACCCCGAUGAUGGUGUUCCCCGCUGUCACGUUCUGCAACCUAAACUUUUUCCGCUUCAGUCACGUGACGCGCAAUGACCUGUACCACGCAGGGGAGCUGCUCGCGCUGCUCAACCAGAGAUAUGAAAUUAGGGACACCCACCUGGUGGAGGACAGUGUUCUGGAGGCCCUGAAGGACAAAGCUGACUUCCACAACUUCAAGCCCCGCCCAUUCAACAUGCGCGAGUUCUAUGACCGCACAGGACAUGACAUCAAGGACAUGUUGCUGGCGUGUCACUUCCGGGGGGCCGAGUGCAGUGCCGAUGACUUCCAAGUGGUGUUCACUCGCUAUGGGAAGUGUUACACGUUCAACGCGGGGGGUGAGGACCGCACCCCUCUCAUAACUACCAAGGGAGGGAUGGGUAACGGGCUGGAGCUCAUGCUGGACAUUCAGCAGGAUGAGUACAUCCCUGUGUGGGGAGAGACGGAUGAGACCACGUUUGAGGCUGGGAUCAAAGUUCAGAUCCACAGUCAGGAGGAGCCUUCCUUUAUCGACCAGCUGGGCUUCGGGGUGGCACCUGGGUUCCAGACCUUUGUUUCCUGCCAGGAACAACGGCUGAUAUAUUUGCCCCCACCCUGGGGGGACUGUAAGGUGACACGGAUAGACUCAGAAUUCUUUGAGUCCUACAGCAUCACCGCCUGCCGUAUCGACUGUGAGACGCGCUACCUGGUAGAGAACUGUAACUGUCGCAUGGUACAUAUGCCUGGAGAUGCCCCAUACUGCACCCCUGAGCUGUACAAAGAGUGUGCUGAUCCAGCUCUUGACUUCCUGGUGGAGAGAGACAACGAUUUUUGUGUGUGUGAGACACCGUGCAACAUGACCAGAUACAGCAAAGAGCUGUCCUUCGUCAAGAUCCCCAGCAAGGCCUCUGCCAAGUAUCUGGCCAAGAAAUACAACAAGUCAGAGCAAUACAUAGCUGACAAUAUCCUGGUUCUGGACAUCUUCUUUGAGGCUCUAAACUAUGAGAUGAUCGAACAGAAGAAAGCCUAUGAAGUAGCAGGACUUUUAGGUGAUAUUGGUGGUCAGAUGGGUCUUUUCAUUGGAGCCAGUCUCCUUACUAUUCUGGAGCUGUUUGACUACAUCUAUGAGGUGAUAAAGUACAAGCUCUGUCGAAGCUCAGAGAAGAAACACAAACACAGCAACAACGACCAGGGAGCUGUUCUGAGCCUGGACGAUGUGAAAUGUCACUCUCUCCGUGACAAUUCCCAUCCACCACCUCCAUACUCUGCCAAUAUGCUACCUUAUCACACAGAGCGGAGCAACUCAGAGGACUUCACCUGCUGAGCCAAUUAGAACACAAGGUAGUAAGGAAGUGGAGCAUUUCAGUUUCAUUCAGAAGUAGACAGAUGUCAGAGUAUAAAGCUUAUUUGUACAGAAUCUUGAUGAUGGGUAAUGCGUAACACUUCAAUAGCACUUAGAUCUCCACUGGUGCAAGAUUAGUGAUAGCCACGUAUAGCUUGCUUGAUGAUAAUUACUGCAGCCCACAACGUCAUUGAAACUUGCUAUUUCAUCCCAUGUAUACGGAGCAAAUAUUUAGUCUAAACAUGUAACAAUUUCAACAAUUUUAAUGAGUUACAGUUCAUAUAAGGAAAUCAGUCAAUUGAAAUAAAUUCAUUAGGCCCUAAUCUAUGAAUUUCACAUGACUGAGCAGGGUAGCAGCCAUGGGUGGGCCUGGGAGGGCAUAGGCCACCCACUUGGGAGCCAGACCCAGCCAAUCAGAAUACCGAAAUACUCCUCAGUUUCAUCAGCUGUCUGGGUGACUGGUGUCAGAUCAUCCUGCAGGUAAAGAAGCCGGAUGUGGAGGUCCUGGUGUGGUUGCACGUUGUCUGUGGUUGUGAAGCCGGUUGGUCGUACUGCCAAAUUCUCUAAAACAACGUUGGAGGCAGCUUAUGGUUGAGAAAUGAACAUUCAAUUCUCUGGAAACAGCUCUGAGGGACUUUCCUGCACUCAGCAUGACAAUUGCAUGCUCCCUCAAAACUUGAGACGUCUGAGGCAUUGUGUUCUGUGAAAAACUGCACAUUUUAGGGGCCUUUUAUCGUCUGCAGCACAAGGUGAACCUCUGUAAUAAUCAUGCUUGCUUAAUCUGCUUCUUGAUAUGCCACACCGGUCAGGCGGAUGGAUAAUAUUGGCAAAUAAGAAAUGCUCAAUAAAAAGAAUGUAAACAAAUUGUGCACAAAAUUUUUCUGCAUAUGGAAAAUUUCUGGGAUUUUUUAUUUCAGCUCAUGAAACAUGGGACCAACAAUUUACAUGUUGCGUUAUAGUUUUGUUCAGUACAAAAUAGAAUUAUUCUUGUAUUGUCUUCUGAGAAUGUCAUUUUACUCGGGCUACAUGUAGAUAUAGAAACCAGGACUAAGGGAUUUUGGCUUUGGUUGUGUGAUAGUGGGAAAUGUCCUCUGAUCAACUUGCAGAUAUUGGUUGAAUGUGUGAUGAGAUCUUCAGGGCUCACCACUGGGUUGCAUGUAUGUCAUCAUAAACUGUGUGUUAUCUGUAAGCAGUAUAUUGGCAUGUUUGUCCAUGUUACAUCUGUUGUCUGUUUA